AAACGCAAUUUGUAUUUUGAUCAUUUUUUCGAAAUUUUUUUUUAGCGAAAAAAGAAAAAUUUACAGGAAAUCCGUUUUGAACUGGAAAUUUUUCCUGCAAAUUGUAAAACGAUUUUGUUCGAAAAAUUCGAUUCGAAUGAACAUUCGAUACAGAAAAAAAUGGAAUCUUCACAGGAGAAAAACCAAUCAAAUAUGAAUAAUGAUGAUUUAAAAUCAUAUUUUUGUAAACUCACGGGCUACACACUAUCGACCAUUUUAUAUGUUAGAAAUUUUUUCACUGAAAAUUCUUACUGGCCAUUGGAUUUUGGUCCAAUACGAUUGCGUAUUCUUAAAAAAAGUUCUAACGAAGCUGUUGAAAAUUUGAUAAACUACAUGAACAAUUGUUUUCAGCCAUUGAAGCGUCAAUAUCUAAAAACAUUGAUCAUGGAAAUUCAUGAUUCAUUCGAUGCGAUAGAAAGUUAUGAACUCAAUUAUGAUUAUUCACUUCAACUAAAUGAUGAUCAUCUUGGAUUUCCUCGGAAAAACGAUAUAGAUUUGAUGUUGAAUUUACUCGAUACACUUGAACAUAUGAAAUCGAUUCCGAAAAACAGACAUUAUCAUGUUGUUUUUAAAUUGUAUUACAAUGAUACUGCUCCUUUGGAUUAUGAACCAUUUGGAUUUGUACCACAUAAAUCGAAAAACAACGAAACUUUGAAUAUUAUCCACAAUAUCACUACUCGUGAACAACUUUUUUCAAUUCAAAUCAAAUCUCGUGAAGAGAAUUCUAAAGAUCCUGAUUAUGAUCACCAAGAGUCGAACAGACGAUUUCAACAAUUAUAUCGGAAUAGUUAAAAAAUCUCAUUGAUGAAUGGUAUCUCACAAAUCAAAACACAAACAAAUGCUUAUCACGUGAUUGGUAUCACGUUUUUUCAUUUUUUUAA
Messenger RNA from Dermatophagoides pteronyssinus (European house dust mite), 920 nucleotides. Its product is annotated as HORMA domain-containing protein 1-like. NCBI's taxonomy places the organism in Eukaryota, Metazoa, Arthropoda, Arachnida, Sarcoptiformes, Pyroglyphidae. The record is from RefSeq and is a predicted model, not a curated record.